AUGUCCUUGUCGUAUACUCCGCUAAGAUCGGUACCUCAGCCAGAUAUCAGAGGAUCAAUAUUAAUUAUACCCUCCAUCUCGAUUGGGAACAUCCCACAACUAAGUGUUGAUCUCCUUAUACACUCGUAUAAUUUCACUAAAAUUGGUUAUUUGAAUGAUUUGUAUUUAUACCCCUUUGCUUCUCCGAUAGAUUAUGUAUCGACCCCAAGCAAUGAAGGCAUAGCACAUGCUAUUGAGGUGUACUAUUCCUCGCCCUUGAAUACUACAUUGAUCCAGCAAAGAAGUCCUAUUGCGCCAACGUACACCGAACCGUUUGUUAAUGAAACAAUAGUUCCAUUUAUCAAGCUGAACAAUUUCCAAAAAAUAGUAAUCUUGAACUCAUCAGACGCCGGAUUGGCGGAAGGCGUCAGUUCUGGUGACAUUAAGUAUUACGAAGCUGAAGAUUUAAUCACUGCAGAUUUUGAAAGAUUAACUAUCUCCAAAAAUUACGAGGUUGUUGAUAAUCUGCAACAAACUCCAAAUUCGAAAUUUGUGAGCUUUUUGUUAGAAGCUUUUGACUUACCCAACGCAAAGUCUCAACUGCAACAACUGCAACAACAACAACUGCAACAACUGCAACAAUUGCAACUGCAACUGCUGGGGUUGUCUGAGCAGCAAUUGAAAGAUAGGAACGUUGCUUUGCUAAUGAGCUAUGUCUACGAAGGAGAUAAUUUCCAGGAUGCUGAAAAAAUGACAAUCAAACUAAAGGACAUUUUAAAUUUACUACCUCAAGAAGACACGAAACUAAUUAAGCCUGUAAGUUGGCAAGGAGCAUAUGGUGAUAAAUCAGUACCAAAUGCAAUGGAGGAGGGAAUAUUCGGAUAA
Molecule: messenger RNA, 864 nt
Organism: Lodderomyces oxycetoniae
Lineage: Eukaryota; Fungi; Ascomycota; Pichiomycetes; Serinales; Debaryomycetaceae
Exons: 1
Coding region: 1-864 (287 amino acids)
Biological process (GO): proteasome assembly
Cellular component (GO): cytosol; nucleus
Source: RefSeq, a predicted model, not a curated record